AUGAAUAGCUACACUGAGAUUUUUGAGGUCAAAGAUUUGGCUUUUCCUAGAAUUAUGUUUUCUUUCAAGCCAUUCCCUGAAAUUUCACAAAUGAGACAGUAUGAUCAAACAGCCUUUUUUGGAAGAGUUCUCAAGCAAUCUAAGUAUAGGCUUAUUGAAAUUGAAAUUAGUGAUGAACAGCAUAAUAAAAUCUUUUGUACAAUUUGGGAAGCAAAUGUUGAUUCUUAUAUCUCUGAUUUCAAAAAGAGUCAAGGAACCAUCCCUAUUGUUAUUGUUCAAAUUUACAAGCCUAAUUUAUUUAGAGGUGAAAUGAGAAUAUCUAUACACUUUCAAGCAUCAAAGGUUCUAAUUAAUCCAAAAUUAGAUGAAGUUACUGAUUUUAGGAAAAGGUAUAAGCUAUUAGUGUUAUUUAUUAUCUUAUUUGUGACUGAUUUUGGAUUAUAUUUUUAUAGAAUUGAAGGUGAUGAGAGAUUUAUUUGUAAUGGUUCUUUGGGUCCAGUUGGACCAAACAUUAGCAGUGAGUUUGAAAAUCUUACAGUGAAGUCUCUUGAGGAUUUAGAAUGUCUAGAGGAUGGUUUAUAUUGGGUUUUUGGAAACAUUAUAUCUGUGGAAGCACAUUAUGAUACAUGGUAUUACUUGUCAUGUAAGACCUGUUUUAAGAAGGUUGAGUUGGAGGAUAACAAGUUUGAGUGUUCAUUAUGUAAGAGCACUUAUUCCCAUGCUUAUAGAAGGUAUAAAUUUAUUGUCAAUAUUGUUGAUGAUACAAGCAACACUUCACUUUUAGUGUGGGAUAGGGAGGGUAUCCAACUGAUAGGAAAAAAGGUUUAUGAAUUUGUAGGGGCUGAUAAUCAGGUUUUGCCAAUGGAGGACAUUGCUAAAGAAAUUGAAAAGAAGCUGGUGGGGCAGAGUGUGUUGUUCAAGCUCCAAUUUAGAAAUCAGCAGGAGUAUCACAAAUCUUAUCCACAUACUGUGAACAAAGUGUGCAAUAUUCCUCAUGUUGUUGAGAAGUAUACCCCCCAAAAGUUUGGUUCCCAAGAAGUUAAGAAAGAAAUAAAGUUAUCUGAUCUCAUUUUUGGUUCUGACCUUCCAGAGGUUUAUGAGAAAAGUAUUGUUACUCCAGAUUUGUCAAGUGUAACAAAUGAGAUUAAUCAUGAAUUCAACAUUGAAGGGUCUGUUAAGAGAAGCUUAGAGGCUGAUUUUAAUUGCUGUGAUGAUAUUGUUGGCUUUCAGGAGAACAAGAAGCCAAAAGUCAACAAGGAGUAUUAG
Molecule: messenger RNA, 1266 nt
Organism: Salvia splendens (bonfire salvia)
Lineage: Eukaryota; Viridiplantae; Streptophyta; Magnoliopsida; Lamiales; Lamiaceae
Product: replication protein A 70 kDa DNA-binding subunit B
Exons: 9
Coding region: 1-1266 (421 amino acids)
Source: RefSeq, a predicted model, not a curated record